CGGCCCCGGCCCGCCGCGGCUCCUCAGGGGCUGCCCGACCUCGGGGGCUCCGCCAGCCGCGCCCGCCGGCCGGGCCGGGCCGGGCCGCUGCCAUGUUCACCAGCACCGGCUCCAACGGGUUCUAUAAAGCGCCUUUGUCAAAGAGUUUGUUACUAGUCCCAAGUGCCAUCUCGAUUCUAUUGACUCUGCUCUUCCAACAUUAUCAGAAGUUCUUUGCGUAUAACCUACAAGCUGUAAAAGAGGAUUUUCAGAUUUGGAGACUUGUAUCUGGAAGAACAAUAUGUCUUGAUUUGAAAGACACAUUCUGCAGCACUCUGCUCAUUUACAACUUCCGAAUAUUUGAAAGAAGAUAUGGCAGCAGAAAAUUUUCAUCUUUUUUACUGGGCGCUUGGAUGCUCUCAGCUUUGUUUGAUCUUCUCCUUGUAGAAAUCACUCAGUAUAUAUUUGGCAUCACCAUCAACAGCUUGCCUUCUGGUUUCUUGGGUCCUGUGUUUGCGCUGUUUGUUCCGUUUUAUUCCUCCAUUCCAAGAGUGCAGGUGACACAAGUAUUGGGCCACUUUUCUAUAACCAAUAAGUCUCUGGUCUACAUACUGGGUUUGCAGCUCUUAACCUCUGGUUCCUACAUCUGGAUUUUAGCCUUAAGUGGAUUGAUUUCUGGGAUUUGCUACAAUAGCAGUAUGUUAAAAGUUCAUCGAAUUCUUUGUGUACCCAGAUGGGUAGCAAAGAUAUUUUCAUGGACUCUUGAACCAGUCUUCUCAUCUGCGGAGCCAACGAAUGAAGUUCGAGUGGGAAUGGGAGCCACAGUUGACAUCCAGAGGCAGCAGAGAAUGGAGUUACUGGAUCGUCAAAUCAUGAUGUCUCAGGUUGCCCAAAUGAGGCGGCAGAGACAGCAGCAGGGUGGGAUGAUUAACUGGAAUAGACUGUUUCCUCCUCUACGUCAUAGACAUAACGCAAAUUAUCAAGAUCACCCAUCUGAACAAGGCAUACCUCCACCUACUGAGGUUUCUGAAGAGCAGGUCGCACGACUUAUGGAAAUGGGGUUUUCCAGAGGAGAUGCUCUAGAAGCUCUGAGGGCUUCAAAUAAUGACUUAAAUGUAGCCACUAAUUUUCUACUGCAGCACUGAUGGUUUUGUGUGUGAAGGAGCUUCACCCGAUGGGUUUGUACCUGCCUGGGAGAGGAUCAAAGCCACCUGCUGGGCAGACUCACCAAGGUCAGCCUGCAGAGAGAGCGAGAGAGGCACGGCUUCACGUGACAGGUGACUCAGAGCCAUGUUAAGAAAUGAUGUGAACUGUUCCCAAGCCUUUGGAUCACUUGGUGGUUUCUAGUCUGGUUAUCCUUUUCAAAUUAACUUUAGUUUCUACUUGUUACUGGAUAUCACCUAAAUUUAUUUUUAAAUAAAAUAGGUGGGUUUUUUCUUGUAAAUCUUUGUUAGACGUUAUCAGACUUAAUGACUAGGAAAAAAAAGCUCCAACAACUACAACAGCUAGAUUUACCUGUCAAGAAAAAUCAUAUUUUCUUCAUUUACAAGUCUAAUUUCUCUAGCUUAAGCGUUAUUUUACAGUACUUGAUUUUUUAUUACAGUAAUAAGAGGUUUGAAGAUCACUUAAUUUUCAACUCAAUAAAGGGUUAUGGGACUAUUAUGUCAUUCUUUGCAAAGUUUUGUUAAUACCUGUAAUAUUUUAUUUCUCAAAUUUCUUUUUGAAUAAAAGUUGUCAUUCAGCACAUCAUAGAGAGA
This is a messenger RNA of Camarhynchus parvulus, 1736 nucleotides long. RefSeq names its product UBA domain containing 2 (gene UBAC2). The transcript is spliced from 9 exons. Gene Ontology annotation, molecular function: protein binding; serine-type endopeptidase activity. The record is from RefSeq and is a predicted model, not a curated record. NCBI's taxonomy places the organism in Eukaryota, Metazoa, Chordata, Aves, Passeriformes, Thraupidae. Bases 93 to 1124 code for a protein of 343 amino acids.